UGCCUUGUCUGGCUACCUCUCAUGCAUAGGCUUGCCCAUGUUGAGAAUGCCUUCCACCCCGUGGAGCGCUCGUAUUGCCGGUGUGAGAGUAUGAUGGGUUUCCGGCACCGAUGCCAGCAGUGCCACAACUACCAGCUCUGCCAGAAUUGCUUUUGGCGUGGCCAUGCCAGUGGCCUGCAAAGCAACCAACACCAGAUGAAGGAGCAUUCCUCUUGGAAAUCCCCUGCAAAGAAGCUGAGCCAUGCCAUUAGUAAAUCUUUGGGGUGCAUAUCCACCAGAGAACUCCCGCAUCCUGUUUUUCCUGAUCAACCAGAGAAACCACUUGACCUUGCAAAUAUAGUUCCUCCUCGCCCUCUGACCAAUAUGAAUGACACCAUGGUGAGCCACAUGUCCUCCGGGGUGCCCACUCCCACCAAGAGUGUCCUGGGCAGUCCUAGCGGACUGGAUGAGGAACACCGGCUUAUAGCUCGCUAUGCUGCCCGGCUGGCUGCAGAGGCAGGAAACAUGAACCGACCUCCCACUGACUUGAGCUUUAACUUUGAUGUCAACAAACAACAAAGACAGCUUAUUGCAGAACUGGAAAACAAAAACAGAGAGAUCCUGCAAGAGAUUCAGCGUCUCCAUCUGGAGCAUGAGCAGGCCUCCCAGCCCACCCCUGAGAAGGCCCAGCAGAACGCCACAUUGCUGGCAGAGCUGCGGCUGCUGAGGCAAAGGCAAGACGAACUGGAGCAGAGAAGGUCAGCGCUGCAGGAGAGCAGGCGGGAGCUGAUGGUUCAGCUGCAAGGGCUAAUGAAGCUACUGAAGGCUCAGGCCACAGGGUCGCCACAUACAUCGCCCACUCACGGAGGCGGCCGCUCAAUGCCCAUGCCCAUCCGCUCAACAUCUGCAGGCUCCACGCCCACCCGCUGUCCACAGGACCCACUCAGCGGAGUCGGGGGAGACAUGCAGGAGGCCUUUGCGCAAGGUACGAGGAGAAACCUCCGCAAUGACCUGCUGGUGGCCGCUGACUCCAUCACCAACACCAUGUCAUCCCUGGUGAAGGAGCUCCACUCAGCAGAGGAAGGUGCAGAGGAAGAAGAGAAGACGCAGACUGGGAAAGACAGAGGUUAGCGGAGGAGCCAGGACAGAGAGGAAGCGCGGCACAGGGGACGAGAAGCGAGCUGGCAUCGACAUGAGGAA
Molecule: messenger RNA, 1179 nt
Organism: Diceros bicornis minor
Lineage: Eukaryota; Metazoa; Chordata; Mammalia; Perissodactyla; Rhinocerotidae
Product: dystrobrevin beta-like
Exons: 1
Coding region: 22-1110 (362 amino acids)
Biological process (GO): synaptic signaling
Cellular component (GO): plasma membrane; synapse
Molecular function (GO): zinc ion binding
Source: RefSeq, a predicted model, not a curated record